AUGACAGUUUUUGCUGGAUGUCUAACUCAAACCGGAAUAGAUAAUUUGAAAGAAGAUUCAAAUGCUGGCACAAAAUUAGAUGCAUUCUUAUUGGAUGUUGGAGAUGAUAAAUCCUGUCAGGAGGCUGGAAUAUAUAUCGAGAAACAACUCGCUGGAAAACCACUUCAUGCAGUUGUGAACAAUGCUGGAAUCACCGGAAAAUUCUUGAAAGAUGAUUUCCUAGACAUCGAGGAAUACAAAAAAGUCAGUGAUAUCAAUAUGUUUGGAGUUAUUCGAUCAACACAUGCGGUCAAGAAACUUAUCAAAAAAUCGAAGGGUAGAAUAGUUAAUGUUGUAAGUGCAGCUGCCAGAAUUGCUCUACCAGGUCUUGGACCAUACACUGCUUCGAAAUACGGUGUUUCCGGAUUUUGCGAUGUUCUACGACAAGAGUUAGCACCUUUCGGUGUCAGUGUUCAUAUCCUAGAACCUGGACUCUUUGAUACUCCAUUGGUAGCAAGAGAAAAGAUUCAAAGGGAGAUUCAGAAAGCUUGGGACGAGGCGCCGAACGAUAUCCGUGAAGAAUACGGCGAAGCUUUCUACAAUGAAAGUGAGUAAGGUUCUCUGAUUCGAUAUACUGAUAAUGAUUUUGUAGGUCAAAGAGGUAUCCAUUCUAUUCUCGAAAAGUUUAGCAGUAAAGAGAUAAGUUUGGUUGUCGAUGCAAAUUUUCAUGCAAUGACUUCAAAAUGGCCAAGAGCGAGAUAUCAAGUUGGAUGGGAUAGUAUUCUACUGUGAGUAAGGGAGUUAUAGUGAGCUGGUGUAAAUCGGCCGAGAACCAGACUGACCACGACUGGUUACACUCUUCGACCAUUGUCACUUUUCAGAGUAUUACUAAAAGCGUUUCACAAGAAGAAAUAUAAGCGUUUUUCAAGUGACGCGUGACAUUUUAAUGAAAAAAAGAAAGUUUUUCAUCCUCCAUUUUUUCCCAACUUCAAAAAACCCUAGAAAAACAAAGAAAACGAAAAAAGGAUAAACUUGUCACUCACUCAAUAAUAAAUACCCAAGGGCUUCUUUUUCCAGCUACAUUCCCUUCUCAUAUCUACCAACCGGUGCGCAAGAUUUGAUUUUCCAAGCUCUCAACUAUUUCAUCAUGCCAAAACCGGCGAAAUGCUAA
This is a messenger RNA of Caenorhabditis angaria, 1150 nucleotides long. Lineage: Eukaryota; Metazoa; Nematoda; Chromadorea; Rhabditida; Rhabditidae. The record is from the annotation of a GenBank genome assembly.